UCCGGCUGGCAAGCGGGACUCGGAGUGCAGAGUCAGCUGGGCAGCUGGAGGCGGAGGCGCGCGCAGGAGGAGGAGCAGGAGCAGGAGCAGGAGCAGGAGCAGGAGCAGGAGCAGGAGCAGGACUUGUCCUUUGACACCGACUGGACAGAAGAAGCCAAGUCCUGCACUGUUGAACCUGCCACCAUGGGGAACAUAUUUGGAAACCUGCUCAAGAGCCUGAUUGGCAAGAAGGAAAUGCGCAUCCUCAUGGUGGGUCUGGACGCUGCUGGGAAGACCACCAUCCUCUACAAGCUCAAGCUGGGAGAGAUCGUCACCACCAUCCCUACUAUCGGGUUCAACGUGGAGACGGUGGAGUACAAGAAUAUCAGCUUCACCGUGUGGGAUGUUGGCGGCCAGGACAAGAUACGGCCCUUGUGGCGGCACUACUUCCAAAACACCCAAGGUCUGAUCUUUGUGGUGGACAGCAAUGAUCGGGAGCGGGUGAACGAGGCACGUGAGGAGCUGAUGCGGAUGCUGGCAGAGGAUGAACUGCGAGAUGCUGUUCUCCUUGUCUUUGCUAACAAACAGGACCUCCCCAAUGCCAUGAACGCAGCAGAAAUCACGGACAAGCUGGGCCUGCAUUCGCUGCGCCAUCGCAACUGGUACAUCCAGGCCACUUGUGCCACCAGCGGAGAUGGCCUCUACGAGGGCUUGGAUUGGCUGGCCAACCAGCUGAAGAACAAGAAAUGAGUGGAGGGGUGGCGGUGGGGCGAAGCCCCCUCACUUGUUGGUUCCAUUAUGGGUUGAUUCCGCCCUUCUCCCCUACCCAACGUCCUUUCCCCUAUUGGGUUUGCUUUUCCUUGCCGGCACCGGUUGCUGUGGGGUUUGGGGUGGGUAGGGGUUAACUUUUGGUUCUCUCUCUCUCUCUCUCUCUCUCUCUCUCUCUCUCUCUCUCUCUCUCUCUCUCUCUCUCUCAUAUUCUGGCUCUGCCAGGAUUUUUUGCACGGUCUCUGUGUGUGUGUGUGUGCGUGUGCGUGUGUGAUAAAUAUAUAUAUAUAGAGAGAUAAUAAAAUAUAUGGGUGUGGUGGGAGGGUUGGGGCAAGUGGGGGGUUUGGGUGCCGAUUCUGUGGCCUUUCUUUUUCUCUCUCUUUUGUUUCCCUUUCUAUUUUGUUGGUCAGUUUUGUAUUUUCUUGGUGGUCUGUGAAGCUUUCUCUCUCUCUCUCUCUCUCUCUCUCUCUCUCUCUCUCGUUUUUUUGACUGGAGGUGACCAAUACUCAGUGGCAGCUGCUGCUUUCUUGCUUUUGUGUGCUGCGCUUUGGGUUGCAGCAGAGGGACCUAGGUGGUGAAGCCGGGGACUAAAAGGUGUGUGUGUGUGUGUGUGUGUGUGUGUGUGUGUCUGCAUCUGCAAUAUGUGCGGGGGGGGGGUGGAGGGAACAGAGACCGAUUAGCGCAAGGAGGGGGCAUUCUAGGAAAUGGGUCUGCAGGUGAUCAAAUGCCCUUUUCUCCUUUUUCCUUCUCUUCCCAGAUUGGGGCAAUGUUCUGGAGGCAGAGCAGUGCUACUACUUCAUUCUCUCUCUCUCUCUCCCCCCCCCCAAUCAUUUGUAUUCUUUCUGUCCCUGUAUAUUUUUUGUUGGACAGUGACCCCUGCUGGCAACAAUUGAGAUUGCAGCAAUACUGAACGCCCUCCUUGCUCUUCCCUCCCCAAAUCAGUCGCCAUGUUAACAGCAUCCUCAUGAGUGGCCCAGAACGGUUAGAUUUUUUAAUGCUGCUGAUGGACUCGAAUCAUUUGCACUCCAACUUCUUUGACCAAAUGGCACUGGAGCCCUUGAUAAUGCCCCUCUCCUGAGCCCCACCAAUUCCUUACUGUUUUUCUCCCUUCCUGGAAAACGGACUAGGGCUUGAUGGUCGUUGGUGCAGGCUGCUGCCGCAGUAAAUUUGGGACCACUGCUAUCGUAAAGCUGCCCGUGCACCUUUUCCCCUGGUUUGGCCUGCUCUUUCCAGCCAAGGGGAGCAUGUGCAUGUGUGCCCCCUGCCCCGGCCCUUGGCAGCUUCAAAAGGGUGGCUUUUUAGUAAUGUUGCUGCUUAUUCCAUGGAUGUCUCCCAGUCGGACAGAACAUUCCAUCCUUCCUCUGAAACACCCCUUCUGUUGCAAGGUUCCUUUUCCAUGCUGGGGGAAGUUGGAAGAGUUGUAUUCCCCCCCUUUUUUAAUUUUAGGGGAUAAUGAUUGUAUUCGGGUUAAACCCAGGUCACUGCAUGCAACUUUCUGGUCCCUCCCUGCCUCUGGACAGUGUUGGUACUGUGUGUUCCCUUCCCCCAUCCUGGCAAAUAUGUAUUUAUUCCUCUUUUUCUCUUCUCCCUACCCAGCUUCAGCUCCCUUUGCGUGGUGUAAAGUGGUUUCCUCCUCUCCCUGCCUCCUUCUGAUUUGUUCAUUCUCUGGGCCAUGGCUCCCUAGAUGUGAUUUUCUCGCGCCCCCCCCCCCCUGAACAGUUGGAUGCACCACGACCUCUGUGCACUCCCAUUGGAUAUUAAACUUGUUUUAUGUA
Zootoca vivipara (common lizard) is the source of this 2522-nucleotide messenger RNA. RefSeq names its product ARF GTPase 3 (gene ARF3). The record is from RefSeq and is a predicted model, not a curated record. Gene Ontology annotation, molecular function: GTP binding; GTPase activity. NCBI's taxonomy places the organism in Eukaryota, Metazoa, Chordata, Lepidosauria, Squamata, Lacertidae.